Messenger RNA from Aureobasidium subglaciale EXF-2481, 1040 nucleotides. RefSeq lists its product as uncharacterized. Bases 183 to 947 code for a protein of 254 amino acids. Gene Ontology annotation, cellular component: eukaryotic translation initiation factor 4F complex. Gene Ontology annotation, molecular function: RNA 7-methylguanosine cap binding; translation initiation factor activity. The transcript is spliced from 2 exons. Lineage: Eukaryota; Fungi; Ascomycota; Dothideomycetes; Dothideales; Saccotheciaceae. Gene Ontology annotation, biological process: translational initiation. The record is from RefSeq and is a predicted model, not a curated record.
CCGGAAGCGAUUAGACAACCCAGCCCUGUCGUCUGAGACGACGAAACUGCAACUCACCGUCGAUCAAAAGUCUCCUGAUUCCCUUGCUUAUACAUCUACCGAGUCCUCCUAUCGACUACAGCCUUGCUUCUAUCCUCUCGUACAUACUUUAUCACCGAACAAUCAGUCAACAUAACCAAAUCAUGGCAGGACUACCAAAUCUCUGUAUGGCUGGCCUACAAGGACCCUCACCACAAGAAGCAGCAGCAACAUCCUCACCAGCCCGCGGCAAAGAAAUGCGCAUGAAUCUCCUAAACAAACUCCGCGCACCACCUCUAGUCCACGCUUGGGAUUUCUGGCACGACCGUCAAGAUCGGGCUGCUACUUCGACUUCUACAUCACCAUCACCUCCAGCUUCUUCCUCUUCUCCCUCAGACAAAUCAACAACAACCAAUUAUGAAGACAGACUUGUGCACUUGGCUUCCAUCUCCGACGUCCGCACCUUCUGGAACGUCUUUAACAAUUUCGACGUCUCCAGCCUCCCCCUCCGCGAUUCAGUUCACCUCUUCCACCGUAAUGUGAAACCUCUCUGGGAAGACCCCCGCAACACCCACGGCGGCUGCUGGACUUUCCGCGUACCAAAGGAGCGUGCUCCAGCCUUUUGGGAGCGUAUUUGCCUCCUCGCAGUGGGAGAAAAAUUGCAAGCUGCCGUGGAGUCGGACAGACAGCAAUUCAGAGAUGAUAUUUGUGGAGUUAGUUUGAGCGUUAGGUUUACCAGUGUCUUGGUGCAGGUGUGGAAUAGAGAUGCUGGGCAUGAGGAGGGUAUCAAGAGGUUGUUGGAGACGGUGUUUGCGAAUUUGGAGGUCGAGUUGAUGCCGAGGGAGAAUGGAUUUUAUUAUAAACCGCAUUAUGAGCAUGCUGCUUUUAAGGGUGGGAAGGGUAGUGGGCAGUCGCUGGUGAACAAGUAGACUGAAACACACUGGUCACACAUCUAGUGGAUGAGAAUGCAUGAGCUUGACGGUUUUUAGUUAAAAAAGGUCACUCAAAUACUGAAGAAAUUU